AUGCACCUAAUUUUCCCUGGGGUUGCUAAUUCCAACAGGCGCAACAACUCUAUCACUACGUUGGAGGUAGAUGGGGUUACUUAUGAAGAUCCACAGGAUAUCGGGACCCAGAUGGUAAGAUUUUAUCAGAAUCUCUAUCGGGAGCAGUUUGAUUGGAAACCAGAGUUGGAGGGGCUACAUUUUUCUACUAUUACUGAGAAGGAUGCCAAUUGGUUAGAUAGAGCAUUUGGGGAUGAUGAAAUUAAGGAGGUGGUGUUCAGCAUAAAUGACGAUAAGACCUCAGGACCGGAUGGAUCCUCUUUUUCCUUCUAUAAGGCCUUGGGAAGUGGUGCGAUCAAGCAUUGUGGAGAUAUUAAGGACUUUUAUCCUAUUAGCUUAGUGAGUGGGGUGUAUAAGAUUAUUGCAAAGAUUUUGGUAAAUCGAUUAAAAGAGGUACUGGGGAAAUGCCUUUAUCAAAGGGUGCCGGAUUUUAGAUUCUUUAUGGUGAACGGCACUCCGGAGGGUUAUUUUCAUAAUAGCAGGGGAUUGAGGCAAGGGGAUCCUUUGUCUCCAUUACUAUUUGUCACUGUAAUGGAAGCUUUCAGUAGGAUGCUUGAGAAGGCUGUGGGAGAAGAUGUUCAGCAAUUCAGGAACCUACGUCGUGUGCUCUUGUGCUUUGAAGCCGCAUCUGGAUUGAAAAUAAAUUUGAAAAAAUCUGAGGCCAUCACAGUGGGAGAGGUCGAUAAUGUGGAGGAGUUGACUGCUAUAUUGGGUUGUAGGGUUACAGAACUGCUAUGA
Messenger RNA from Olea europaea var. sylvestris, 777 nucleotides. RefSeq lists its product as uncharacterized. The record is from RefSeq and is a predicted model, not a curated record. The transcript is spliced from 4 exons. The coding region runs from base 1 to 777 and encodes 258 amino acids. NCBI's taxonomy places the organism in Eukaryota, Viridiplantae, Streptophyta, Magnoliopsida, Lamiales, Oleaceae.